Molecule: messenger RNA, 4821 nt
Organism: Porites lobata
Lineage: Eukaryota; Metazoa; Cnidaria; Anthozoa; Scleractinia; Poritidae
Source: the annotation of a GenBank genome assembly
GAAUCCGCCUAUUCAGCACUACACUUACCCGGACGACCACGCUCAGCUGCUGCUUAUGAUAGGAUUCUUCAGUUUCUCUACCCUGGGUACCAGAGAUUUUUUCUCGCGUGUGACGAGGAGCUUCGUCGGCCACAGGCCGACACGUCUUCAGCCUUCGGCCGAAGACACAAGCGGCGAAGCCGCGAGAAAAAACUUUUCGCGCGGGUCACUUUUUAAGACUUGACAGAAACCGGAAACCGCGCAUGAAAAGUCUCUGGUAUCCAGGGUACAGUUUCGCUCGUAACAAAGAAGAAAAAAAAUGUUUGUAUAAAGGGAUGUCUCCAAUGGGUCGGAAAUCAAAACAGCUGUAACUAGAUGUUCUCAUCCAAAUUUUCUUAAGGUGACUCGACCCAGUUUUUUUUAGGGGGUACCAUCCUACUUUGAAGCUCUCUGGUAUCCCCACCUUUACUUUUAUCGUAAGUAUAACACAUAGAAUGGAUAACAUAUAGAUCAAUCUACAAUAUAACAUAAAAUUUUUGGCGAUCGGAGUAAAUGUCACGAGGUUAUAAUGCCACGACCCUUUGAGGUCUGAGUCGAAAAUCGGCUGUUGCCGGCAUUUUUUGGUGAAAAUCUCUCGGCUACACAUAGUGCGCAUUAGUGCCUUGCGCUGAACAGAGUUUCACCAAAAUCGCAAAGACCCAAUUCGAGAAAUUCAGCGGUUUCCAAAUUUAGGUCAUAAUUUAUGCGAAAAUGAUAAGCAAACUUUACACGGAUUAUAUCUAAUAAACUAUGAGAUUCAUCUCUGUAUUUUGGGCAUUCUUAUAACAGAUGGGUCCUUGCAAGUCAGCAAAACGCUUUAGGGCCUUGUAAAUGCGCGCGAUUUCGAGCAAAGCAAACAUAUAGAAAUUAUAGUUUUCGCUAUUUGUUGACGUUUGUCAGCGUUUAAGGGUCAAUCUCACGAAAAAAGCAUUUUCUUAAAAAAUUCGUAGUUUUUUUUCCUUCAAAUUUUUUCAGGGCCACAAUUGAUUAACUAACUACCCGGACUCUGAAUUUCAUGGUCAUUGAAAAACUGUGACAUUAUCUUCUAUAAACCCAAACUUGAGUAAACAUUGAAGAUUUUUAGCGUUUUGGCUGAGUUUGUGCUUUGGGAGUUGUCUAUUGUUUCUAGUCUGCAUUAUACAGCAUUCUUGUUCAUCACGCGUGCAAUGACCGCGCUUGGCUGACUUCCGAAUGCUCACCGAGAUAUUAUAAAUUUGGUACAGUGAGACAGGCCACCGCGUGAUACAUAGAGGUUUAACUAACAAUUUUUAAUCAAUUCUCGUGCUUCUUGUGUCUUUGCAAAAAAAUCAAGAAGUGCUACACUCUAAGUCUACUUACUAUUACAAAAAUAUCAUUUUUUCAUAGGUUUAAUGCAAGCCAAUAAUUAAACCAACUCAUGACGGGAAUAUCUCGGUGAGCAUUCGGAAGUCAGCCAAGCGCGGUCAUUGCACGCGUGCUGAACAAGAAUGCUGUAUAAUGACAGACUAGAAACAAUAGACAACUCCCAAAGCACAAACUCAGCCAAAACGCUAAAAAUCUUCAAUGUUUUACUCAAGUUUGAGCUUAUAGAAGAUAAUGUGACAGUUUUUCAAUGACCAUGAAAUUCAGAGUCCGGGUAGUUAGUUAAUCAAUUGUGGCCCUGAAAAAAUUUGAAGGAAAAAAAACUACGAAUUUUUAAGAAAAUGCUUUUUUCGUGAGAAGGACUCUCAAACGCUGACAAACGUCAACAAAUAGCGAAAACUAUAAUUUCUAUAUGUUUGCUUUGCUCGAAAUCGCGCGCAUUUACAAGGCCCUAAAGCGUUUUGCUGACUUGCAAGGACCCAUCUGUUAUAAGAAUGCCCAAAAUACAGAGAUGAAUCUCAUAGUUUAUUAGAUAUAAUCCGUGUAAAGUUUGCUUAUCAUUUUCGCAUAAAUUAUGACCUAAAUUUGGAAACCGCUGAAUUUCUCGAAUUGGGUCUUUGCGAUUUUGGUGAAACUCUGUUCAGCGCAAGACACUAAUGCGCACUAUGUGUAGACGAGAGAUUUUCACCAAAAAAUGCUGGCAACAGCCGAUUUUCGACUCAGACCUCAAAGGGGCGUGGCAUUAUAACCUCGUGACAUUUACUCCGAUCGCCAAAAAUUUUAUGUUAUAUUGUAGAUUGAUCUAUAUGUUAUCCAUUCUAUGUGUUAUACUUACGAUAAAAGUAAAGGUGGGGAUACCAGAGAGCUUCAAAGUAGGAUGGUACCCCCUAAAAAAAACUGGGUCGAGUCACCUUAAGUAGUACAGUUUGACAGCACCGCCCUUUUUUUUUUCUUUCAAGGCUGAGCCCAAGUGUCACAGCCAAUACAAGGUUUUUGGAAGAGGAUGUUGUCUUAUCUAGCUGGAUGCCAUGUUCCUGAUGCGAAAGUAAGUAUUAAGACGGAAGCCAUUAAGAAAUUGAGUAAUUUUAAUUUUCAGUGGACAAAAACCUUGUACCAGAAUAUUUUGAGCCUUAUCGCAUUUUUUCCUCUUUUUUUUUUUUUACACUUUUUUAAGGGUUAUAGAUGUAAUCAGUUAUCUGUAAUAACACCAAAGACAAUUUCUUUCUGAGGCCCGAGAAAAUAAAUGGCAAAUUUUAUACGAAUUGAGAAAACACAGGUAAAAUCGUCAUGCGUAAGAUUUAAUUUUGUAGAAAUUUGAGGCUUUUGAAGUUUGUCUUCUCUGGCCUUUCGAAUGUGUUUUACGGUUAAAUAUUCCAGCUUAUUAUGUCCGAACUAAGACGACUGAACAUAAACAUCACGGUAAUAUUCAAAAUUACUGUCGCCCUGAUCCGUCAUUGUAAGAGCCGAGAUCCUUGAAGAUAGAUGGAAGAUAAAGUAACUCUUACGAGUCUGGUAAUAAUGGACUUUUACGCCACAACUCGCUCAGAGAAGUACUUCAACGAUCCUUUAUAAUUAGAGUUUAAGUAAUGAUCCGGGUAAGGUGGAUAGCAGUUCCUUUUGUUAUGCAGAAACGGUACUCUUCCCACAUGGGAAUGCUCUCAUUUUUACACACAGAAUGCAUAAACCUACAUGAAGGCCGUUAACGCAAUAAAAUGCAUUUACACUCCACUUUGAAAGGGUGUUUUUUUCUGUUAAAAAAUUUUGACCAAUCACAAGAGUUGAAAACAAUAGCCAAGAAAAGUUUACAAUUUUACAUGUUCCCCACAUAAGAUUUCUUUGUUAUUCAAACUGAGACCAGAUUUUGUUAUAUGGAAGAUGUUUGGAAAGUAAGGAUGAAUAUAUGUACCGCUUUAUGAAGUUUUGUUAACUUUUGCUGUUUACGCCAAUCAGAAGUAAGUACAGACAAUAGAAAAGUUAGCACCUUUUUUGCAUUCCAACAUGUUCGUACGUUGCCGUUGGACCGUUUCUUAAUCCCGAGCGCUGCAUUAGAGAAAGUAAAGAGGCCCAUUCCUUUUCUCACCUGCAGUUUGUAUUUGGACCCCUUAUGUAGAGAGGCCAUUCUGUCGAGGCGACAUCCUGUCAAAAACUUCGCCUUUGGCACAUGUUUACUCAGACUAGUAUCUUUUUGGGGAGUAUGGCGCGCGCGCCCUUUAAAGGACGGACAAACGGGCAACAAGAAACGUGCAACUUGUCUUGCCACGUGACAUUGCCGCAAAACGAGUUGAAUAGCGUUGUUGUGCGUUUUAUCACCCAUAUCAAACCUGUCUUGCAACAAAUCAGGUUGUUAACAGGUUUGACUGACGUGGGUGGUGAAACGUGCAACAUCGUUGCACGUUUUUAUGCGUCCUUCUCGCGUUCUCCAUUGCUCAUCGCGUUUUCGCGCCCCUUCAUUUCCCCUUUCUCAUACCCAUAUUCUCAAUCUAUAAAGGAUGAUGUAAUCAACUAAAGCAUUUGAAAAGAAAGUCGAAUUAAAUUUUGUUUCUACAAUAAUUUGCAAUUGUAAUUGUCGAACUGUCCAACGACCAACCAUCUUUAUGUCAAUCUUGAUCAACAACAAGCAUAACUUUGCCCUUCCUGUAAGUCGUCGUGUGACUGAACCUGAGAUGUACGUGUUUGUGUGCAAGGUAAGUACCCUGUAAAAAGCAUCCUAAUACACUUCUUAACUACGUACUUUGUAUAAUACAAUGACAGUGAGACCGUCAUCUCUUCAUAGUUAGGCUUCUUUAAAGAAUUGUUUCGCCAGUUGCGAUGAGAGGCAAGGAGAGUCAUGUUCAAGUGAAAACAUUCCGAUUUCGCUGUCACGACUUCGUCGAUUAGAAGUUAGUUAAAGCUACAAUAGUAGUCACAUUUGAUGAAGUAUUUAUGUCCACUCCAAUUCUGAUCAAUCUUGUAUUUCCUAUCACUGGGGAAGGGGAGAAGGAGAAAUGCACAUGUCAUAGGCUUUUGUCAGGGGAAGGACCCAAGGGGUGGGGGAAGGUAACAAGACAAAGUCCCCUGGUUCCAGUGCUUCUCAGUGGGAAAUCCCGUCCUGAUAUCUUUCUCAUAUAACUUGGAUUUGGUUGAUUGAGGGGACUUUUUACGAACUACUUCACUAAUAGGACAAUUGCACGAUGACGUCAUUUUACUACAACUACCAGAAUCCUUGAGUUUGUUGUUUUCUUGAGCAAAUUAAGGCUAUUGUUCUUUAAUCCUCAGCGGGAUUGACAAAUUUAAGUAACAAAGCAAAAACGAAAUGAAUUCUGGUAGUUGUAGUCAAAAAUUGUCCUAUUACAACUGAAUGUGGUACAUGGGUGUGGUCCGGGACAAUAUACGAUGUUUUACAUGAAGUACACACACUUUUUGAAGAGGGGCUGCAAGCGGGGCCAUCUUUGGUUAACGAGCUGGGCGAGCUGGGCAUCGUUA